AUUUACUGCCGCCCUGUAAAUUUGUUAGUAGAGGCGGCCGAAAGGGAGUUCCGGAGAGCGAGGCGAUGGCGAGCGAGAAGAUGUUGGGCGGCGGGGCUUCGCGGACGUCCUAUCAGCGGUUUCCGAAGGUGCGGAUACGCGAGAUGAAGGACGACUACCUCAAGUUCGAGCUGCGGGACACCGACGUCAGCAUCGCCAACGCCCUCCGCCGCGUCAUGAUCGCCGAGGUGCCCACCGUCGCCAUCGACCUCGUUGAGAUCGAGUCCAACUCCUCUGUCCUCAACGACGAGUUCCUCGCCCACCGCCUCGGCCUCAUCCCUCUCACCAGCGACGACGCCAUGACGAUGCGCUUUUCCCGUGACUGCGACGCCUGCGACGGGGACGGCCAGUGCGAGUUCUGCUCCGUCGAGUUCUUCCUCAGCGUCCGGUGCGACUCUGACCAGACGAUGGACGUCACCAGCGCCGACCUCCAGAGCACCAAUCCCCGCGUCUGCCCUGUCGAUGUGGCGAUCGCGAGCGCUAUGUCAGCCGAUCCCGGCGGCUACGAAUCCCCCGAGCAAAAGGGUAUACUCAUUGUGAAAUUACGCCGUGGGCAAGAACUAAGACUUAGGGCUAUUGCUAGAAAAGGGAUUGGUAAGGAUCACGCUAAAUGGUCACCUGCUGCAACUGUUACAUUUAUGUAUGAGCCACAGAUCCAUAUAAAUGAGGAAUUGAUGGAAACAUUGACGCUUGAAGAGAAACGAAGCUGGGUUGAGAGCAGUCCUACAAAAGUUUUUGGCAUUGAUCCAAAUACUCAACAGGUUGUAGUUAUUGACUCAGAGGCUUAUACAUACGACGAUGAAGUCCUCAAGAAAUCUGAAGCUAUGGGGAAACCAGGCCUUGUCGAGAUUUAUGCCAAAGAAGACAGCUUCAUAUUCACCAUUGAAUCAACAGGUGCCAUCAAGGCUUCACAAAUGCUCAUCAACGCAAUUGACGUCCUCAAGCAGAAGCUGGACGCGGUGCGCUUACAAGACGAAGCAUCCGAUAUGAAUGAACUGACUUCGCACCUCGGAAUUCAGUCAAUAUAGAUGUAUUCUUCAUUCUCCUGUCCUUCCUCGGCAAUGCUAGGUAUUUUCUCCAUUUUUCUACUAGCUGUGAAAGGGCUUUAUCUGCGCAUUAUCUUGUUCUUUAAGUUUCAAUCAUCUGAUUUAAGUAUUAUUAGGUAAUUAUGUUUGAAACUUGUAGUUAACACUAACUUGAUGAUCAUGAUGAGGACUCAAAGAUUGUCAUUGUUUUCCCUGGAUAAUUGUGUACCAAUUGAUUUAUUCAAAGUUGGUCUAGAUUUCAGUAAAA
Messenger RNA from Zingiber officinale, 1332 nucleotides. Its product is annotated as DNA-directed RNA polymerases II, IV and V subunit 3-like. Gene Ontology annotation, molecular function: DNA-directed RNA polymerase activity; DNA binding; protein dimerization activity. Bases 66 to 1067 code for a protein of 333 amino acids. Gene Ontology annotation, biological process: DNA-templated transcription. The record is from RefSeq and is a predicted model, not a curated record. NCBI's taxonomy places the organism in Eukaryota, Viridiplantae, Streptophyta, Magnoliopsida, Zingiberales, Zingiberaceae. The transcript has 3 exons. Gene Ontology annotation, cellular component: RNA polymerase II, core complex.